AUGUCCGCCUUCGCGCCCGAGAGUUCGGAUAACGAUUACUCGUACGCCGAGGUCGACCCCGCGGAAACAUCCACCCCUCCAAUUCCCCAAUCAAUGAGCGACGCAGACGCCUCUCACGGCCGGGGCCACUCGAAUAAUCCCCUCUUGGGAUCAGAUAACCCCCUCGUUUCAGAUUUGGAGCAAGAAGUGCUGGAAGAAUACGCUCGAUUGCUGCGGAAUGUCAACCAGCUCUCCGAUAAACUCGCUGACCUCGCCGGUGACCCCGCCUCCAUGCCACUCGAUGGUCUCCGUCUCCUUGAGCGCAAGACUGCGACUGUAUGCACCCUGCUCAAGGCCAGUGUGUAUAGCAUUGUCUUGCAGCAGCAGAUCUGGAACGAAAAUGAAGAGCAACAGCAACAACAUCAGAACGAGGAGCGGCGUUUCCAAGACCAUGAAUAUCAGCAUGGCGGAGGAUAUGAGGGAGACGUGACGUUUCAAUAA
Molecule: messenger RNA, 480 nt
Organism: Penicillium vulpinum
Lineage: Eukaryota; Fungi; Ascomycota; Eurotiomycetes; Eurotiales; Aspergillaceae
Product: DASH complex subunit DAD3 family protein
Exons: 2
Coding region: 1-480 (159 amino acids)
Biological process (GO): attachment of spindle microtubules to kinetochore
Cellular component (GO): DASH complex; mitotic spindle
Source: RefSeq, a predicted model, not a curated record